CAUUGGCUGGGCUGCGCGCGUCUCGCUGCCAAAUAGGUGGGCCUACCCCGCUGCUGGCAGAGGCUCAAGCGAUGGUUGGGGGAAAGAACGCGGAGAGGACGAGAGACGGCCAGCGACACGCAGAAAGAGGAAGAAAGAGAGGGAGAGUUGGAGAGAAAAAGGGGGGGAAGAGCCGCGGCAGUCGGCUUUGCCAGCGGUCCUGUGCGCGCGUCCAACAUUGAUUCGGCUCGAUUUUUUUUCCCUUUUUUGCGCUCUGCUCUCCCUGGCCCCCCAUCUGUGUGUGUGUGAGUGUGUGUAUGUGUGUGUGCGUGCUUCAGUGUGCGUGUGUGAGUCUUGCGCCAGGCCCGGGGAUCAGAACACACACCACCACUAAUUACAUUUUGCCAAGGAUUUUUUUCCUGCAAGAAUCAAACAUUUUUUUUUAUUUUUUAUUUGCAAAGCGCAAAGGAUUUUUUAAAAGUGCAUUUUGCCAACAAUUUUGAACUUUUUUCUGACAUAAUUACAUUUUUAUUCCAUUUUCCUCAUUUUUGCAACCUAUGGCUUAAUCCAAAAUAAGAGAACAAAAAGAAAAAAAAACUUUGGCUGUGCGUAAUUGCGCGUUCUGCUAAUUAUUUUUCCUGCUCUCACUCAUUUUUUUCAUCUCCACUCUGUGCCAAACCAGCACUUGCUUUACAUUGGGGAGCGCGCGAGGAAAAAAAACUGGUGCAGGAGAUUUUUUUCCACUUCUUUAAACGCUGUGCCAAAUUUAUGAUGAGAGUGCAAAAUGGAUGAAUUUCACCCCUUCAUUGAGGCCCUCCUCCCCCAUGUGCGUGCCUUCUCCUACACCUGGUUCAACCUGCAGGCCCGCAAACGCAAGUACUUCAAGAAGCACGAGAAGAGGAUGACCAAGGAUGAAGAGCGCGCCGUGAAGGAUGAACUCCUGGGAGAGAAGCCAGAGAUCAAGCAGAAGUGGGCCUCGCGCCUGCUGGCCAAGCUCCGCAAGGACAUCCGGCCCGAGUUCCGCGAGGACUUUGUGCUCACCAUCACGGGCAAGAAGCCCCCCUGCUGCGUGCUGUCCAACCCCGACCAGAAGGGCAAGAUCCGCCGCAUCGACUGCCUCCGCCAGGCGGACAAGGUGUGGCGGCUGGACCUGGUGAUGGUCAUCCUGUUUAAGGGCAGCCCCCUGGAGAGCACGGACGGGGAGCGGCUGGUCAAGUCGCCCCAGUGCUCCAACCACGGCCUGUGCGUGCAGCCGCAUCACAUCGGGGUGACGGUCAAAGAGCUGGAUCUCUACCUUGCCUACUUCGUCCACACGCCAGAACAAUCAGGACAAUCAGACAACUCUAACCAGCAAGGAGACACAGAUGUCAAACCCCCAGCGAACGGCCACUUGAGUUUCCAGGACUGCUUUGUGACUUCAGGCGUGUGGAACGUGGCCGAGCUGGUCCGAGUGUCGCAGACUCCAGUUGCCACAGCAACCGGACCCAAUUUCUCCCUGGCAGACCUGGACAGCCCCGGCUACUACAACAUCAACCAGGUGGCUCUGGGCCGGCGCUCCAUCACCUCCACCCCUUCCACCAGGACUGAAAUGGAGCUUUAUGCAAGUCUCCCACGGAGCUCCACCAAGCGCAAGUCCAUUGACGACAGUGAAAUGGAAAGCCCCGUGGAUGAUGUCUUCUACUCAGGCCGUUCCCCGGCGGCGGGCAGCAGCUCUCAGUCCAGCGGCUGGCCCAAUGAUGUGGAUGCAGUGCAGCACCAUUUGGCCAGUGUGCAGGAGAGGAAGAUUAAGCAUGAGAGCGAUGGAGUGCAGUUUCCUUACCAUGGACUCUCGUCGCCUGGUUCUCAUAAGAAGCCGGGGAAAUUCGAUUUCAGCGCCCUGUCCUCCCAGACGCGGCCCCCCCGCAUGGCGUUCACCCACCACCCACUGCCAAUGCUGGCGGGAGUUAGACCAGGGAGUCCUCGUGCUUCAGCCUCAGCCUUGCACUUCCCGUCUCCCUCCAUCAUCCAGCAGUCCAGCCCCUACUUCACCCACCCCACCAUCCGCUACCACCACCAGGAUCCCCUGAAGGAAUUCGUGCAGUUCGUCUGUACUGACGGCUCGGGGCAGGCCGGCGGACAGCCAAACGGGAGCGGCCAGAGCAAAAUGCCAGGCUCCUUCUUGCUGCCUCCACCUCCCCCAGUGGCCCGCCCAGUGCCCCUCCCCAUGCCCGACUCUAAACCCAACAGCACGCCCCCUGACGGCGGACUCUCCUCGCCCGCAUCUCCGUCAUACUCCACGCCAGGCGCCACAGCUCCCAACAGGUUUGUCGGCAUCGGAACACGGGACAACAACUUUCUGAACAUCCCGCAGCAGACACAGUCUUGGUUCCUCUGACAAGAUCUGUGCUCCAACCAGCAAGUAGAAUGCUUUCGUUACAAUCAGAAAUGAAAAAAAAGGAGAAAAAAAAGAAACACAGAAACCACCCUACAGGAUGACAUGAAAUGUCCUCCAACGACCCGCCCUGACUGUCCGCCUCACCCGUCUCACACAACCAGGCAGCAAAUCCCAGCAGCACGCCGCUUCUGGUGGAGCCGCUGGUCUGCAGGGUCAGGGGGGAGGAGCCACGAUGAGGAGAAAGACGCACGGAUGGAGAGACGAGUGGAAGGACAGGGAUGCUGAGGGAAAAGUGGCAAAGCGGGUCUCCUCUAACCAGCAUAACCAGCGAGAGGAACGAGAGGAUGCUCCACUUUUCCUUCUUUGAAAGGAUGCAUUGUUUGGCCAGGGAAUCAGCAAGUUAAAAAAACCCGUCAGUAUUGAAACCACAGUCACACAAAACGAUUGGAAACCUCCAAGAUCUGCCGGAGAAAUUCCAAUUGGCCGACGUUUCCGGACUCCCGCCCUACUACUAAAGAGACCAUGCCAAAACAUAUCUAUGAUGAGAGGUUGCACUACAAGCUGAAUCAGUUAACACUAAUCGUAUCGAUGUGCACUAUUUACCUACGAGGCAUGGCAGGUAAACGCCUGAAGGUCCGAGAAGCCUUCACAUGUCCUCCUCUGAGGAUCCUUCGAAAGCUCCCAUCACAUUAGAGGUUCGGCCCCCGUGUUGUGGCAUUUCCACUGAGUGGUCCAGUUUGGGUCAGAAGGGGGCGCUCCACUGUCACAAGUGUUUAGUGUGUUUUCGUGCUGUUACUGCAGUGGAGUGCAUUCAAAAAAGUUCAACUAUUUCUGUUUUGAGUUUUUUUGAAAGUUUUUUUUUGUAAAAAAAAAAAAAGAAGAAAAAAGCAGACAAUUUCAAAUUAACUGCCCACCACCAGGGGGCAGAACGGUACACAUUUGCCCAUUUAAAAACCGAACUGUACCACUCAGUACUAACAUGCCCUAGAAAUACACAAACAUGCAUCAGCUUUCCCCUUCUGUAAUCUUCAUCGACACAGGCUGACUUUUUCUUUCUUUUUUUUGUUCUUUGUGUUUAACUCUUAUUUGAAUUUACUCCUGUACUAUUUUGUAAUUGUUUUGCAUUUGUAUGAUAGCACCUUAAAGAGAAAAAGCAGCAGCGGUCAACCCAGAUAUGGUAGAACUCACAAACCCUCUUUGGUUUUUUGUCUAUUUUGGUGUAUUUUUGCCACAUAAAAAGUGAAUCACAGCAACAUUUCAAGAGGAAAAAGUCAAAGAGAUUUGUAUAACCAGAAAAAAAUCUACAUUUGGUUCCAUCCACUCGCACAGAUCUGAUUGGCUCAUCGUUUGAUCAUAAAAGAAGCCUUCCACCAAGUGAAGAUUGUAAGGCACCAUUUCACAACCAGGAGAUAUCAUAACUAAAAACUGCAUUUUAAAACUUCUACAUUUGAAAUUUUUGACUAAAACUUCAAAGCUAAUUUUAAAUUCAUAACAUUGACCAGUGUGUCCUCCUCUAACCACGGCCCAAUAAAUGACUGACAAAAGCAGCUUCA
Messenger RNA from Oryzias melastigma (Indian medaka), 3906 nucleotides. It is a transcript of the gene nfixb, whose product is annotated as nuclear factor I/Xb. The transcript is spliced from 13 exons. Gene Ontology annotation, cellular component: nucleus. Lineage: Eukaryota; Metazoa; Chordata; Actinopteri; Beloniformes; Adrianichthyidae. Gene Ontology annotation, biological process: regulation of transcription by RNA polymerase II. Gene Ontology annotation, molecular function: RNA polymerase II cis-regulatory region sequence-specific DNA binding; DNA-binding transcription factor activity, RNA polymerase II-specific. The record is from RefSeq and is a predicted model, not a curated record. The coding region runs from base 764 to 2353 and encodes 529 amino acids.